Pollicipes pollicipes is the source of this 454-nucleotide messenger RNA. RefSeq lists its product as uncharacterized. The coding region runs from base 53 to 454 and encodes 133 amino acids. The record is from RefSeq and is a predicted model, not a curated record. The transcript has 4 exons. Lineage: Eukaryota; Metazoa; Arthropoda; Thecostraca; Pollicipedomorpha; Pollicipedidae.
GACGCACGACCUGUCCAGACGACUCCGCCGGUCCAACGCGCUGCCAGGUGUCAUGACGCGGUCACAGCUGAGGACGGUGCCGAUGAUGCUGGCUCUGCUGCUGUCGGUCGUCUCGGGCCGCACGUUCCUCGUGAAGGGCAGCGAGAGCUCGGACGGCUGCGGCCAGAACCCGCUCGUGACGCUGCUCAACGCAGCUCAGCAGUUCCAGGGACUCUCCAUGAGCCAGCUGAUGAGCGCUCUGGAGCACGACCGCGACGCCUUCGGUGAGCUGCUCGGUUUGAUCCAGGCCUACCACGACUGCGUCCGCACCGGCGACGGCAUACGCUACAAGCGCACGCGCUCCAACACGCGCAGCUCGAUCUUGUCGCUGCUGCGGCCGGCAGUCCCGUGCGAGAUUGCCGCUCUCGCGCACAGCGCGCGUCCCGAGCGGUCACCGCUGAAGCAGGACUGCUGA